AACCGAAGCUGCGGAGCGUUGCAGUUGCUAUGGUUCCCGGCGCCCGCAGUGUGACGUCAGUCGGCGGCGCCGUGUGAUUACGUUAUGGUUUCCGGCGCCUUUUUGCCAGCCGGGACGCGGGGAGGAGAAACUUAGCUUUUAGUGUGGCGGGGUCAUGAAGAGAAGACGGUGGCAGGAGAGCGGAGGAGGCGGAGGGGCCGCGAGAUUGCGGUAGCCAGCGCCGUGCUGGUGACUGUGACUGUGUGGGAGGACGAGGGCAGCGGCCGGGGCUGUGGGCUGAGCGCGGCUGUGGAGCCGCCGCUCCCGGCCCCCUGGCUCCGCCAUGUUCCGCAGGGCACGCCUUAGCGUGAAGCCGAAUGUCAGGCCUGGUGUAGGCGCCAGGGGCUCCGCCGCUCCCAAUCUCCAUCGUGGACCCGAGGCUCCCAAGCCUCCCGAGCCUGCCACCGAGUCCGCUCCGAAGCCAGCGGCGCCCACAGAUGUGCCUGCGGUGGAUUCCGGGGGAGCGGAGCCCCAGGAAAAGGCUCCCGGGACCAGUAGUGCUGCAAAGACUGGUGAUGAAAAUAAUGAUGAAGAGUCCAGCAAACCGUCCUCUACUGCUGCUCAGAGAAGAAAGCGAGUGUCAGGCACUUCUGGUCCUGUUAAGCCUCCUGUCAGUGUUCCUUCACAGUGUCUUCCCUCACCUACAGUUCCUCACGAGGCUCCCCAGCCAGACCCUGCUCCAGCGAAAGAGAAACAGCCGUGUUCAGACAGAUACCGAAUAUAUAAAGCCCGGAAACUGAGAGAAAUGCUGAAAGAAGAACUGAGAAAAGAGAAGAAACAAUGGAAAAACAAAUUUGCUACAAAUGAAAGCCAGAGGCCACUAGAUCGUUCAAAAAUGACUAUGAGAGACUUCAUAUAUUACUUACCAGAUAACAAUCCAAUGACUUCUUCAGUGGAACUAGAAAAGAAAGUUGAACAAGAAAAGAAAGCUGAAAAGUCCUUGGCUCCCACCCCGACAAGAGAUAGACAAGAAAGUCAGAGCACUCCUGAUGCUGACAAUAAUGGAGAGGAGGAGGAGGAGGCGGAUGAUGGGCCACUGCUGGUUCCUCGAGUCAAAGUGGCAGAAGAUGGCUCUAUUAUUUUAGAUGAGGAAAGUUUAACUGUAGAAGUUUUGAGAACAAAAGGCCCCUGUGUUGUUGAGGAAAAUGAUCCUAUAUUUGAGCGAGGCUCAACAACUACAUAUUCCAGCUUCAGGAAAAACUAUUACUCAAAACCAUGGUCAAAUAAAGAAACAGAUAUGUUUUUUUUAGCCAUCAGCAUGGUAGGAACUGAUUUUUCUAUGAUUGGACAACUUUUUCCUCACAGAGCAAGGAUAGAAAUUAAGAAUAAAUUUAAACGUGAAGAAAAAACAAAUGGAUGGAGAAUAGACAAAGCAUUCCAGGAAAAACGCCCUUUUGACUUCGAUUUUUUUGCUCAUUUGCUUCAGAAAGUUCUUGCUGAAGAAGAAAAAAGGAAACAAAAAUCUACUAAAUGUCAGAAUUUAAAGGAAAAGGCCUCCAAGCCAUGGAAAAAUGUAAAAGCAAAAACAGUAACCAGUGAAGAAGUGAAUGAUGAUCCAGACGAGUCUGUAAAUAGUAACAUUUCAGACCCAGAAGGAUCUCAAAAGGAUGCUCAGACAGUUGCUGAAGAGGAAUCACCAACUCCAUCAGGACCGGAUUUAGAACAAGCUAUGUUAGAGCAAGACCAAAAUCAAGAGAAAAAGAGGAGGAAGAACCAAGUUGAAGCUGAUAAACAAGAAGCAACAAAUCUUGCAGGAAAUGUCCCUGUUCAGUCGAGCCCUCCUGAAGCAGAAAUACACAAGAAUACAUGCCCUGAGGAAGAUGAAGGUGAAUGCAAUAAGGAACAGAUACCUUCCUUCGCACAGAACACAGAUGACAUUGCAGGGUUAGCAUCCACUGAGAAGGUGGAGAUGAGCGCUGACUCCAUCCCUUCCACAUGUAAUCAACAAGACGUCACGCCAGAGUCAAGGGUUGCAGAGUUGCCUGUGUCAGAAGUUGGGAGUGUUGCCUCCUGUGAAGUAAAUAAUGUUGGAAGUACUUGUACAGAAGAAAGAAAUGUUGACCUAAAGAAUAAACCACCAGAGACUGAACAAGCAGAAAAUGUUAAACCAAAAUCAAGAAGUCGAUUCCAGAGACCUAAACCUAAUCUGUCAAGGGCAGUUGGGAAGAAAUCAGUUGUUUCACAAGAUAAACAAGAUGAAAGGAGCAAGAAUUCACCCUCAGAAACUUCAGCUGAAAAGAAUCACGUGGAAAUGGGGAGAAUGACUGAAAUACCUGAAAAUUUUGGGACAGAGAACACAGAAAGAGAGAACCUGGGUGCUGAAAUGGUGUCUGAUUUGAGUGAAAAAUCUUGUGUACAGGAAGAUGGUCAACCAAAGGUCUUAAGACCUGUACAACUAAUGAGGGGCCGAAUGCAAAGACUAAGGCCAAAUAUACAGAAAGCUGCAGAAAGAAAAGAAAUUCUUACACCACAGGAAAAAAGAAUAGAGAAGAAUAAAGAUGAAUCCUGUGUUGAUAGAGAACAAAAUGAAUCCUGUGUUGUGAUUCUUCAACAAAUGGAAAAUGAGUCAGUUAAGAACUUUCAGUGUGAAGAUGUCAUACCACAGCCUGAAAAAAAGGAUCCUUUGGAAAGUGUGCAGUCUGAUGAGCCCAAGGUUCUUAAUGAACAUCCAAGUAUUCACGAGAGCAAGAAAGCAAGUAAACUGAAUCUAGCUCCAGUUCUAAGGACUCGAUUUCAAAAACCAAAACCAAAACCAAACACAAGAAGAAAAAGAAUGACCUCCAGGGAAGGGGUACCAGAGGAGAUUCCUGUUUCUGGAGAAAUAGCAGUAACCUUGGAAGAAACUGCAAGACCAGACACUUCCCCAAGGGAGAAGAUAGCAAAUGUAACUAUUGCUGCUCUUUCUGCUUCUCCUUCCACUAGGGAAUUGGAAUCAGAUUUCAAAGACACUGGAAGAACUGACACAUCUUCUAAUAUGGAGAUGUCAGAGAUGACGGAUGUCACUGUGGAAAUGGAGAUAGGGUUGGAAACAAUUGGAAGAGAGAUUUCCCCAGGGGAGACGGCAGCAGAAAUGAUUGACAUCCCUAUGGAAGCAGAGACAGGUUUGAAAGCAUCUUUAAAUGAGAUUUCUCCUAUGGAGAAGGUGCCAGAGCUGAUUGAUACCACAGAGGAAAUUUAUACAAAUUUGGAAGAAACUGGAAGAAGAGAAAUAUGUCCACAGGAAAAUGGCCCCAGGGAGGUCGGUCCAAUUAGUGAACCAGAGACAGGCUUGCAAGAAACUGGAAAAGAGUUGCCCACAAGAGACAGGACACCAGAUAUGAUUGAUAGCACUGAGAAAAGGGAGGCAUAUUCAGAAGAAACUGAAAGACGAAAAAUACCUGCACCAAUAAAGGAGGCAGAGGAGGCCCAAACCGUGGGUGAAGUGGAAACACACCUGAAGGAGACUGGAGGGGAAACUUCCCAAAGAGGGCCGGCAGUGGCAGCUGCAGAGCAGCUGGCUGGUGGGGUCUGUCCAUGCGGCAGCACAAGCAGAGAGAAGGCGGGAGUGGAGGGGAGUGCUGUGGAAGAAAAGGAGCUCGACCCGAAAGACACUGGAGAAGGAGACGCUUCCUCGGUAGUCAUGGCGUCAGGACAGACGACUGCCGUUGAGGAAACUAAUGGAGAUUUGAAGGGAGCAGGAGAGAGUUCUGUCUGUUGGGAGAGAGGAUCUGGAAAGGAAAUGGUGGCAGACUUAGAAAAAACAGAAAAAGUAGAUGCUGCUCCAGGAGAACAUGAACUAGAGGAGCAUAUCUCAAGGCAGCCCGAGGCAGAGGGAAUUCAGAGCAGCAGUGACAACUGCAGCUCCGGGCCUUCACUGGAUAGAAGAACUAUCAGCAGUAAAAUAUCAGUGAUGCCUACAUUUGUGGAAGAAAAAGAAAAUACUGACAAGGAAGUGUCAAGUCACUUAAGUCAUGUGGAGUCUUCGUCACAGAGUUCUGGACACCAUGAAACAGAACCAGGGAUACCACUUCCAGAUGUCCUAGAGCACUUUUCAGAUACUAACUUAAGCAAAUCUCUUCCUCAAGAACAGAAGCCACUCGAAGUUAAACCAGCUCCUUUUCUGAGAAAUCGAUUCAAAAAACCAAAACCAAACUUAUCAAGAGCAGCUUUAAAGAGAGCAACCGCAGAAGCAGAACACUGUGUACUUGGGAAGAAAUCAGAAGCAGACAAAAUGGAGACCAUUGUGUUACAGCAGGACAGUGAACAAGCUGAUUCUCCCUCUUCUCAACAUGUACCUUCCCGAAUGGCAUCAAGAGAAAAUGAUAAAUUGGGUCAUGAGGAGGAGGCUGUGAUACUACCAUGCAUGCAGACUGAAAAGGAUUCUUCACUGCCAAAUUCAUGUGAACCUAAAGAGGAUUCUCAGUUAACACAAAACCAGGAAAAUGGCUUAGUUGUUCCUAUUGGGACUCAGAAGAUGAAUGUGGUCACACAAGAAACAAAGCAAAGUGUUGUCCAAAUUACUCUUCCAGUGAGAGGUCGACUUCAAAGACCAAGACCAAAUGUACAAAAGGCCAGACAGAGGCAGAUAGUAGAAAAAAGUGAACUUGAAGGCUCAACUAAGAAUGAAGGAUCAGAACUACAAAAAGAUGAGACAAAAUCCCUGAUGAGGGUGAACUCUCACAUUGAAAGUGAAGUUGAUGCUGUGUCCUUUGGAGUUUCAGAGUCCAGAGUGAAUGAAAGUCACAGCUGUGUGGUUCCUGUAGAGAACUUAAAUGUUCACAAAAGCAGUGUUUUAGAUGAACAGAUAAGGCGUGAAAAUAACCCUCCUGUGCCUAGUCCAACACAGCUGAUGAGAAGGCGAUUCCAAAAGGCUAAACCAAAUUUAGGAGGAGCACAUCAUAAAAAAGAGCAACCAGGUGUAGAAAAAGACACAGCAGACCAGAGCACAGCACCAAAACCAGAAGACCAUGUGCUGCAGGAGGGAGACUUGGACAUGCAGCUUCCUCUAAAAGAAAAGAUAGAGGUUCUGACACCUCUGGAGAUUUCAGCAAGAAAAGAUUGUGUAGUUCCUGAAGAGUCAAGUUCUGCCAGAGAUGAUGCUCAGCUGAAAGCUGCACCAUCAGGAGGUGCUAGGGACGAGAUUGUAGAGGACCAUCCUACAUCAUCUCUGGGACUUGACGAGCAGGGUCUCAGUAAACAAAUUAGCAGUCCACAACUAUUGAAAGAAUCAAAUUCCAAAACUACUCCGCAUCGAAGAACAGCGCUCUCUUCUGCCUCUGAGUGUGAGACAGAUCACAGUGGGAAAAGAGCAUCUAGGAAGAUGAGACCCAAUGUGCCCAAAGGACGGGGAUCGAAACGAAUUCGAGGUAAGACUGCUAAGAAGGAACCUAGAGCUUCCAAGUCCGUGUUGGUGACUCUUCGGGCUUCCCAGAAAGAGGAUGAAGAUGAUGCUGAGGAUUUUGAUUCUGACUAUGAGGAAGAAACCUGUCAUCUUGCCCCAGAAGAAUUAAACAAAGCACCAGUGUUUGUACCUGUUGGUCUGAGAUCCCCUGAACCAGUGUCUGCUCAGAUCGAAGAAACAAUGGAAGAGCUUGAGAUAACCAUGGAUGUUGCAGACCUAGGAUGUGUGACUGUUGUUGAACCCCAGCGUUCAGACACGGAUACAACAACUCAGGAUGUGCAACCAGAAAAAGAUCCGCAUUCACCAUCAUUUGAAAUGGUCAUAGGUGAACAGACCCAAGAAGAACCAGGUCCCAGUGACGGAAGUACGGAAGCUGCCAUAACUUUACUUACAAUGGGAGACAUAGUUUUGCAGUCAGAGGUCAUCACUGAACAGGGUGAUGUAGGAGUAUGUGUAUUUCCUGAUGUUCAUUCAAAGGAUAAAAGUCAUGUUCCUUUUAGCCCAGAUAAAGUAAAUCACAAAAUUAUUCAUGAAUAUCAGGAGGUUUCUUCACCUGUGAUUAGUAUGUCGCCUGCAUCGGUUGAGGAGAACAAGAUUGUAUCGGAGGAACAAAGUACUAGAGACGAAGCUGUACUGGAGGACGAAGUCCUGGAGGAUACUGUGUCAACCAGGAAUACAGCUUCGACAAUGACCAAACAUUUGAGACUGGAGAGUCAUUUUACCCCACCUGAACCAGAUUCUGAGAAGAUCCUAGGGGUCUGUGGGCUCGACGGUCAUCAGGAAGUUGCCAGUUGUUGUGUAACCAAAGGGACAGACGUGGAAAUUCAAAGAGAAACUGAGGAAAAUGAUUCCAGAGUAAUAGAUUUAGAAGAGAAAGGCCUGGACCCAGCAGAGGCUAAGGAGCAGAACCACUUGCCGUGUGUGCGUGCUGUGGAAGGGCCCAGAGUUUCUCAAGACGUUGUCCUACGAGCGAGAAGUGAAGAUGAAGAUGAGACCUUGCAGGAAGUUCAGAGGUUGGGUGCUGCAGUUGCUUCAUCUGAAAUGGGGCUCCACACACGAGAUUCAGGUCAGGGUCUUGGUGAGAGUCCAGUUGAAGAGCCUCUCAGAGAAAACUCUAACGACAGCAGCAUGCUCAUGCUUCAUAUGCCAGAGAGUGUACCAUCUAAUAUUCCAGAAGUCCAACAAGGAAAUACGAUCAAUCCUCAAGAUGUAACAGUGAAUCUAUUUGCUAAUCUACAGCAAGAUGGAGAAGAUGAACAAGCAUUCAUUUUAACUUUGGUGGAAAUCCCAACUGAUGCAACAGAAGGGUUCACUGAUGCCUCCAUGCAGUUAAUGCCAAGCUCUUUACUGCCAGCUCCUAUAUUGGUCAAAUCUGGAAACACGAUAGAAAGAGGUGACCUGAGUGGGAGUUUACAAGCAGCUUCAGUUAUUCAAGAUGCUGUAUGCUUAUCUCCUUCUGAAAGUGGUGAUUCUGAAAAGCUUCCUGCUAAGUUGAAUCGUACAUCUAGGAAGAGAUUUCAUUAUAGUCCUGAUGAAAACAUUCUUGUACCUCCAGCCAAAAAGUCCUCAAUUACUCCGGGAGUUGAUUUUCAAGAAUGUGCCUCUGAGGUAUGUUCAAAGGAAUUAAAUGUUUUUGAGAAAACAGAGGAGUCUUGCAUUGGACCAGGCAUUUUCCCUACCUCAGAGAGCAUACGUGCAACCUCCAAACCUCAAAAGGAACACAAUGAAUCAACUUUUCAGAAUGCAGGAUUGAGAUCUCCUGAUGAAAUAAAAGAUGCAUGUGUGGAAAAGAUCAUGACUCAGUUGCCUCAGGGUGAGACGGUGCCUGAUAAAGAAGAAAAAACUGGUCUUGUUUCCAGUUCUGAACAAAGAAAUAGCAUGAUGUCAUCUUCAAAACCCCCUCUGAUCAGACCUGGCAGAAGACCUUUGGGAUUUUUGUCUUUAAUAUGUCCAAAAAAUAGUUUGGACUCUGAUGAAGUGACUCAAACCCAUAGUAAGAAGCGCCUGAAGCCUCAUAUACCUGUAUCACGACGAAAUUUGAAAAAGUCUAAUCUACUUAAUGCAAGUCAGAAAAAAAAUGAAGAAUCUUCUGAUCCGCACCCAUCUCCAAGUGUUACUGAUACUCAGUCUGAUAAUACUGGAAGUUCAGCAACUCAGGUUCCUUCUGAUCAGCCACCGCUAAAAGAAAAGUGUGAAAAUGGGCCAAAACGGGCAUCUGAAGAGGAGGCAUCCACAGUCUCGGAGUUUGUCUUCAACGACAUCUUCAUUGAAGUUGAUGAAACAGAAUAAAGCACUCUCCUGGGUCUUUCCUUUUUUCCCUUUUUCUUUGUAUUUUUGUAAUAACUUUGAAAUAUCCAGAGUCGCUGAUGUUAACAAAGCAGUGUUUACAAAAGCACCACUGCCUGUUUUUAUUUAGGUUAAUUCUGAAUAUUUAUUGAGCUUAAUUUGAAGCUUUUAUAAUCAGUGGAAAACAUUUCGUUCUGAAAUACCAAGCAAUUAAGACUGUUCUCUCUGACAGACAUUUUAACUUGUUUACAUUCGACUGGCCCUGUGCUGAGCACAUCUGGACUUGUGGACUGUGUGGAUCCACAUCUGUAUAAAUCAUAGUGCUGACAUGCUUGGAGCUUGAUUGUAUUUAACGUUAGUGACCUUCUUUUUGUAAAGGUGGUUUUCUUUGUUUUAUUUCUGUGGUUUUGUUUUUGUUUUUUGGGAGGGUGAUGAAGGUCUGUUCAAUUGCCUGUAAAUAUAUGAAAGUUAGUUGUGAAACUACACUUUGGUAUGGUAAAGUUAAAACUUUUCUAUUAUCAGCUAUUUGACUGAAAAAUGUGUAUUUUUCUAAUUCAUGGUGAUGUAACAUUAGUUCUAAUUGAAGAUGUAGUAUUUAAACUUGCUAUUUAUAAAGAUGGAACAUCAAAGAGAUUAUUUAUUUUUAAAUUUUUUAUUUAAAAGUAUAUCCCAAUUUAAUGAUUUCCACUAAUCAGAUUUGGGUAAGGAAAGCAUUAACAAAUGAUUUGUCUCCUUUUCCACUUUACUUUUAAAGCUAUUUUAAAAUGUCAUAAUUACAAAUGUUUAGGUAGUGUCUAUAUUUUGAAUACUUUUCUCAUACUUUAGUAUAUUGAAUUUGUACUGUGAUUUUUUUUCUUUUGCUUUCCUUAUUUCUUCUAUUAUCUCAGGAUUUUCAUUGGAAGAAAAAAAAGUUAAUGUAAGAGACAUUGUCAUGUAAAACAAUCUUACACACACACACACACACACACACACACACACACACACUCCUUUAAAAAAAAAAAAGUGAUAGAUUUUCCCCCUAAUAAAUUCUGCUCACAGGAUGUGUAGGCCUUUAACCACAGGACGUGAUUCUGAUGCUAAAGCAGAAAAUAGGGCAGGAGGACUUUGCAAAGCCGUGAUUGUCAUUGUUAUGAACUUAGGUGUUUUUAAUUUUGAGACUUAGUGAUUCAUAGAAGUGUCUUAUUUCUCUUAACAGAGUUUCCUUGUUUCAAAUUAAACUCCUCAAAGAGCAAAUUUAUUUGAUUUUAUGGGAAAAUCUCAUAGACUGAUACAUUAGCUCGGUAGUUAGAAAUUUUUCCCACAAGGUAUUUUUUGAGACUGUAGACCGAGGGGUCCUGGUGGCAGCUGUGCUGCUGUGCUGGCUCACACAGGUGCCGAGGGAGGGGCAGGGUGCCUGUGCUUUCCUUAGGCCCUGCACGGUAGGCUAUAGUCCCCCUCCCUACCCCACCCCCUUAAGACAGGUUUUCAUGACCCAGACUGGCCUUGGACUCUGUAGAUGAGGAUGCUCUUUACCUUGUGACCCUCCAGUCUUCUCUCCCAGGAGUGCACCACCGUGCCCAUUUUGAUGUUGUGCUGGAGUAGAACCCACUGCUUCCCACUUGCUAGGCAAGCACUCUACCAGCUGAGUUUUUCCAGUCCUGGAC
This is a messenger RNA of Peromyscus eremicus (cactus mouse), 9348 nucleotides long. RefSeq names its product B double prime 1, subunit of RNA polymerase III transcription initiation factor IIIB (gene Bdp1). The transcript has 39 exons. Gene Ontology annotation, molecular function: TFIIIC-class transcription factor complex binding. The record is from RefSeq and is a predicted model, not a curated record. Gene Ontology annotation, biological process: RNA polymerase III preinitiation complex assembly. The coding region runs from base 323 to 7708 and encodes 2461 amino acids. NCBI's taxonomy places the organism in Eukaryota, Metazoa, Chordata, Mammalia, Rodentia, Cricetidae. Gene Ontology annotation, cellular component: transcription factor TFIIIB complex.